AUGGCCGAUAACAGCGCCCAAGAGCCCGAAUACUCUAAUGCGCUGAUCCCGGAGAGCGAUGACAGCGACAUCGAUUCGGCAAUCGGUGGUUUGACGUAUGCGUCGUCGACGACGAGCGCACGAAGCGAUGUGUACACUUCGGUGGAAGAGUUCGGGCGCACAUAUCAUGGAUACAAGUCUGGCAAAUAUCUCCUCCCCAAUGACGAAAAAGAGAGAGACAGAUUGGAUCUCCAGCACAUGCUCUUCACCAUCUCAUGCGACGGCGCUCUAGCCCUCGCGCCCAUCGGUAACCCGAAGCGCGUGCUCGACAUAGCAACAGGCACCGGGAUAUGGGCCAUGGAUUUCGCUGAGCAGUAUCCGGACGCACGCGUGACCGGCACCGACCUCUCACCCAUUCAGCCCAGCUACGUCCCCACAAACUGUCAAUUCGAAAUCGCAGACGCCGAAGACGAAUGGAACUACUCGAGACCUUUCGACUACAUCCACGGACGCGCGCUGCUCACAUGCUUUGCGGAUCCGCGUUCCAUUAUCCAAAAGGCUUACGACAACCUCGCACCCGGCGGUUACCUCGAGCUCCAAGACGGUCUCUUUCCGUUCCAGUUCAUGGACCCACAGCCUCCGCCAGAAAAUCCACUCCGCUCUUUCCUGGAAACAGUAGCCGAGUGCGGUUCCAAGAUUGGACGGCCGUGGAACAAUGUGCAACAUUACAAACGAUGGUUUGAAGAAAUUGGAUUUGAAGCCGUUGAGGAGAAGAGGUUGUACUGGCCAUGUGGGCCAUGGGCCAAAGGUGAUAAGAUGAAGAAGCUUGGUGUUUACUUCUUGGAGGAUUUGAAGCAUGCUUUCGAGCCGGUAGCUAUGAAAAUGUUUGUCAAAAUUCUUGGGUGGACCGAGGAGAGGACGAAAACGUAUAUGGCUGAGGAGGUCAUGCCAUUACUAGGGGCGAGGAAGACAUACAUGUACGAGACGGUUUGCUUUACGUAUGGGAGGAAGCCGCUCAAUCCUCCCCCAGAGCAGUCGGUAGACCAAUCGUAA
Molecule: messenger RNA, 1032 nt
Organism: Paraphaeosphaeria sporulosa
Lineage: Eukaryota; Fungi; Ascomycota; Dothideomycetes; Pleosporales; Didymosphaeriaceae
Product: S-adenosyl-L-methionine-dependent methyltransferase
Exons: 7
Coding region: 1-1032 (343 amino acids)
Molecular function (GO): methyltransferase activity
Source: RefSeq, a predicted model, not a curated record